GAAGCCAACCAGAAACUUCUAAUAAUGAGAGAGUGGGCAUUGGCCCAAUCUUCAGCAUGAGAGGGGUAGAAGACACGCCCACUCUGGGUAACACUGUACAGUGUUGACAAGUCCAAUCAGAGAUUGAAGGAAAUGUUAAGUAAUGAUGUUAAAAGUCCAGAGAAAAAGCAGGAUACGAGAGUGUACACAAAAUAUAGUUACAACUAAAAAAACUCAUGUGGGUCGAGCCUGGAAGUUUUUAUCUUCUGGUUGGGGUUUGAUGGUUCUGCUCCCACAUAAUGUGUGUCUCAGAGAGAAAACCAGCAACCGUGGAUUUGUGUGUGGUGUUGGGUGAGUGCUUUGGCUCCAGGGUCCUCGCCAUCCCUACCUUCUCAGGCGUCCAGCCCUUGGCAGCCCCUGCUGGGACAGUUGCAUGCUAAGAGAGGAUGGCCCAGGCUGCUGCAGUGUCCUCUGGGCCCUCGCUAUUCCCAGGCCACCAAGACCUCCUGCUGUGAGUGCUGCACAGGUGCUCUCUCUCAGUGUGCCUGGCCAGCAGGGGAGGGCAGGCAUGCUGGGGUAAAGCUUCCAGAAGUGACUGACACAGGUGGUGAAUGUACAGGCUGCCAGGGAUAUUCCACCCACCCCACCUCCCAGAGGCCCUGGAGGCAGUGAGCCCUUAAGGACCCACAGGGAAUCUGCUCUCUCUUUUUUUUUUUUUCAUUUGUGGUAAAAAGAUAAAUAUUAUAAGACACCUCCCGAUUCAACAAUUUUUACAGGUAUAAUUCAGUGACACUGAUUACAGUCAUUGUGUUGUGCAACCGUUACAACUAUCCUUUUACAAAUUAUUCCACCACUGUUCCCAGAAGCUCAGCGCUCCGGAAGCAAGGACUCCUCCUUUCCCUGUCUCUCCUAGCCCUGGAAAUCACAAUAAACUUUGGUCUCUAUACAUUUUCGUAUUCUAGAUAUUUCAUGGAAGCGGGAUAAUACAAUAUUCCUCUUUUAGUAACUGGCUUGUUUCACUCACAGUGGUGUUUUCACGAUUCAUCCAUGUUGUGACAUGCAUCAGGACUACAUUUCUCUUUAUGGCUGAGUAGCCCUGGUGACGCAGCAGUUAAGUGCUCAGCUGCUAACCAAAAGGUAUGCAUUCCAACCUACCAGCUGGUCCUUGGGAGAAAGAUGUGACAGUCUGCUUUCCGAGAGAUGACAGCCUUGGAGACCCAAUGGGGCAGUUCUACUCUGCGUAAGGGUUGCUAUGAGUUGGAAUCAACUCUACGGCCAGGUUUUUUUUUUUUUAGUGUUCCAUUAUGUGGUGGUGAUGUUAGGUGCCGUCAAGUUGGUUGCCAUUCAUGGCGACCCUAUGUACAACGGAACAAAACACUGCCCGGUCCUGCACCAUCCUCACAAUCAUUGUCAAGCUUGAGCCCAUUGUUGCAGCCACUGUGCCAUUCCAUCUUGUUGAGGGUCUUCCUCUUUUUCACUGACCCUCUACCAAGCGUGAUGUCCUUCUCCAGGGGAUAAUCCCUCCUGAUAACAUGUCCAGAGUAUGUGAGACAACAUCUUGCCAUCCUUGCUUUUAAGGAGCUUUCUGGCUGCACUUCUUCUAAGACAGGUUUGUUUGUUCUUUUGGCAGUCCAUGGUAUAUUCAGUAUUCUUUGCCAACACCGUAAUGUGUAUAUACCACAUUUUGUUUAUCCAUUCAUCCAUUCAUGGGCAUUUAGGUUGUUUCCACCUUUUGGCUCUUGUGAAUAGUGCUGCACUGAAUAUUGGAGUACAUGUUUCUGUAUGUGUUUCUGCUUUCAAUUCCUUUGGGUGUGUCUUGGUUAUCUAGUGCUGCUAUAACAGAACGACCACAAGUGGAUGGCUUGUCAAACAGAAGUUUAUUCUCUCACAGUCCAGUAGGCUGGAAGUCUGAAUUCAGGGCAUCAGCGUCAGGAGCAGCCUUUCCGUCUCUGUCGGCUCUGGAGGAAGGUCCUUGUCAUCAAUCUUUCCCUUGUUUAGGAGUUUCUCAGCACAGGGACCCCAGGUCCAAAGGGUGCACUAUGAUCCCAGAGCUUCUUUCUUGGUGGUAUAAGGCCCGUCUGUUUCUCUGCUCACUUCUGUUUUAUAUCUUAAAAGAGAUUAGUUUAAGACACAACCUAAUCUUGUAGAUUGAGUCCUGCCUCAUUAACAUAAUUGCCACAAAUCCCACCUUAACAUCAUAGAGGUAGGAUUUACAACACACAGGAAAAUCACAUCAGAUCACAAAAUGGUGGACAUUCACCCAAUACUGAAAGUCAUAGCCUAGCCAAGUUGACACAUAUUUUGGGGGGACACAAUUCAAUUCAUGACAGGGUGUAUACCUAGGAGUGGGGUUGCUGGAUCGUGUAGUAGGAGCCUGCUCUGUAAGACACCCUAGAUUGGCUUCCUGCCCUUCCCUGGCUCAUUCCCUACUGCCCUGCUGGUGCCAUCUGGGAUCAACUUCCAAGUGAACUAUCUGCACUUGAAUCUGUCUAGGGGAGCCCAGACUAAGACUCCUGGUCAGAAGGACAGAGAAUGCCCCCUAAGUGGGUGAUGGAGACUCCCUGGUGGCCAGCGAAGGCACAGGAGGCAGUGCUGUCCUGGCAGCAUCAGCUCACCCUGUCAGGGCCUUUGACCGCGGACUCUUUUCAUCUCCACCCCUGGCUGACUCAUGGGUGUAAGGUCAGCUCCAGUUCUGCCCUUCCUCACCUCUGCCUCAGCAUCCUGGUCUCCCUCUGCUGGCCUCUGUCUCUCUCUGCCUGCACAGGGGGUGGCUUCCUCUCUGAGUCAGGACAGGGUACAUGGGACACGAGACCAGGGAGCUAGUCAACAAGUGAGGAGGGGCAGGUGGCCAUAGGGAUAUGGCCUUGACAUUCACAGCUGCUGUUAUCAGCUCAGCAUGCUGGGAGCCAAGGUCAUGGCCUAUCCUGGUGAUAGGGAGAGCUGGAGCAAGGCCAUGCAAGAUGCCUAUUGGAAGGGAGCAGAAGGCAUGUGUAGUGCACCUGGGUCCAGCAGGGCAUGGCUAGUCUGGUUUUGGCCUGCUCUCUGCUCCUGGCCAUGAUGGCAGGCCCAGCAAGGGGCGAGUGGAGGAAGGGGGAAGGAGCAGAGAGCAGUGCAGUGAGCUGCUCUUUCCCCUUUACCCCUGGAGGAGGAAUUGCUGUUGAUGUGCCACUGCACCCCAACUGUCCCCUCUGUUAUCACAGCUGUUGUAUUAAUAACAACGGUUGCUACAGAUGACUGUGCUAGGGGUGUGUCUGGUCUCAGGGAGGGCGGGUGAGGAGUUGGGGUCUAAGACCCCUGGGGAGGGAAGUGGGGGCUUCCAGGGUGGUGUUGAGACCCUGGGGCUGGAGUCCCUGAGGCCAGAACCAGGCCUCUACCCCUCCUUGUCUUGCUGGGUGGCGCCCCCUGCCACAGGUGCUGGAAUGGCUGAGUGUGUGUGCACCAGGGGGCUCACGAUGGCCUCGGCUCCGAUGGCUCAGGCCACAGGCUUCAUCGCAGUGGGAAUUGGGCACCACCUCCACUAAGAGGGCCAUGGAGCAGGCCCAAUAGUGGAGGGACAGCCAAUGGGAGACUUCAUUACCUCCACUAAGAGGUCCAUAGAAGGGGGCCAUGGAGUAGGCCCCAUAGUAGAGGGCAGGGAGCAUGGUGGAUCAUUAACCAGCUGGGAGCCAGGAGGCAUGUCCAUUGGUUCUACCCUGGUUAGGCCGGAGCUGUUACCAGGGAAGGAGGCCACCUUAACCUGCUGCCCAGGAGCUGGUCUGCUGCUCACCCUGCAUCUGGCCUGGCCUCUGGCCCCACUGCCCCCUCCCAGAGCCAGGAUGGCUGAGGCUGGCCUGAGGUGCUGGCUGCUGUAUGUCUUGCUGCUGCACUUGGCCCAGGCACAGCCAUACACGCCCAUCCACCAGGCUGGCUACUGCGCCCUCUACGAAGAGUGUGGGAAGAACCCUGAGCUGCCGGGGAGUUUGGCAGAGCUGUCUAACGUCCCCUGCCUGUCCAACACGCCUGCCCGCCACGUCGCGGGCCAGCACCUGAUCCUCCUGCGGCGUAUCUGCCCCCGCCUCUACAAUGGCCUCAACACCACCUAUGCCUGCUGCUCCUCCAAGCAGCUGGAGUCCCUGGAGUUAAGCCUGGCCAUCACCAAGGCUCUCCUCACACGUUGCCCAGCCUGCUCUGACAACUUCGUCAGUCUGCACUGUCAAAACACCUGCAGCCCUAACCAGAGCCUCUUUAUCAACGUGACUCGUGUCUUCCAGCUGGCCACUGGGCAGCCCGCAGCAGUGCUGGCUUACCAGGCCUUCUACCAGCGCAGCUUUGCCGAGCAUGCCUAUGACUCCUGCAGCCUUGUGCGCAUCCCUGCAGCCGCCUCGCUGGCCGUGGGCACCAUGUGUGGUGUGUAUGGCUCUGCUCUGUGCAAUGCCCAGCGCUGGCUCAACUUCCAGGGAGACACCAGCAAUGGCCUGGCUCCGCUGGAGAUCACCUUCCAUCUCUUGGAUCCCAGCCAGGCCCCUGGGAAUGGAAUACAGCUUCUGAACUCAGAGAUCGUGAGCUGCAACGAGUCCCAGGGGAUUGGCAGCCCAGCCUGCUCGUGCCAGGACUGCGCAACAUCCUGCCCUGACAUUGCGCAUCCCCAGGCCCUGGACGCCACCUUCCGUUUCGGCCAGAUGGCGGGGGCCCUUGCCCUGGUGAUCAUCCUCUGCUCUGCCUUAGUUGUCCUUGUUGCCUUCCUUGUGCAACCCCGCCUGGCCCAUUGCAGGGACAAGGACAAGGACAAGGACAAGGCAGUGGACCCUGGUGUGCACACAAGCUUCUUUGACAGGCUCAGCUUCGCCACCCAUAAGCUCCUGAGCCGCUUCUUCCAGGCCUGGGGUACAUGGGUGGCCUCAUGGCCACUGACCAUCCUGGGAGUGUCCAUUGCAGUGGUGCUGGGUUUGGCGGGGGGCCUGGCCUUUGUGGAACUCACCACAGACCCCGUAGAGCUGUGGUCAGCCCCUAACAGCCAAGCUCGAUGGGAGAAGGAGUUCCAUGACCAGCAUUUUGGCCCUUUCUUUCGCACCAACCAGGUGAUCCUGACUGCACCUGGCCGGGCCAGCUACCUCUAUGACUCUCUGCUCCUGGGGCCCAAGAACUUCAGCGGGGUCUUGUCGCCUGACCUGCUGCUGGAGCUACUGGAGCUGCAGGAGAGGCUGCGGCAGCUGCAGGUGUGGUCACCCAAGGAGCAGCGUAACGUCUCGCUUGGCGACAUCUGCUACGCCCCACUCAACCCACACAAUGCCACCCUUUCAGACUGCUGCGUCAACAGCCUGCUGCAGUACUUCCAGAACAACCGAUCUCACCUGCUGCUCACUGCCAACCAGACUCUCAUGGGUCAGACCUCCCAGGUUGACUGGAGGGACCACUUCCUCUACUGCGUCAACGCCCCCCUAACCUUCAAAGAUGGCACAGCCCUGGGCCUGAGCUGCAUGGCCGACUACGGGGCUCCCGUCUUCCCUUUCCUCGCGGUGGGGGGAUACAAAGGGAAGGACUAUUCCGAGGCAGAGGCCCUGAUCAUGACCUUCUCCCUCAACAACUACCUGCCUGGGGACCCCCGGCUGGCCCAGGUCAAGCUGUGGGAGUUGGGCUUCCUGGAGGAGGUUCGAGCCUUCCAGCGGCGAAUGGCAGGCACCUUCCAGGUCACCUUCAUGGUGGAGCGCUCCCUGGAGGACGAGAUCAACCGCACCACAUGGGAGGACUUGCCCAUCUUCGCCACCAGCUACAUUGUCAUCUUCCUGUACAUCGCCCUGGCCCUGGGCAGCUACUCCAGCAGAAGCCGAAGGCUGGUGGACUCCAAGGGCACACUGGGCCUGGGCGGGGUAGCAGUGGUGCUGGGAGCAGUCAUGGCUGCCAUAGGCUUCUUCUCCUACCUGGGAGUCCCCUCCUCUCUGAUCAUCCUCCAAGUCGUGCCUUUCUUGGUGCUUGCUGUGGGUGCUGACAACAUCUUCAUCUUCGUUCUUGAGUACCAGAGGCUGCCAAGGAAGCCUGGGGAGCGGCGGGAGCAGCACAUUGGCCGCACCCUAGGCCACGUGGGCCCCAGCAUGCUGCUGUGCAGUAUCUCUGAGGCCAUCUGCUUCUUCUUAGGGAUGCUGACCCCCAUGCCAGCCGUGCGCACCUUCGCCCUGACCUGUGGCUUUGCGGUGGUGCUCGACUUCCUGCUGCAGAUGUUGGCCUUUGUGGCCCUGCUUUCCCUUGACAGCAAGAGACAGGAGGCUUCCCGCCUGGAUGUCUGCUGCUGCCGCAGGGCCCAGCAGCCGCCCCAGCCCAGCCAUGGGGAGGGGCUCCUGCUCCGCUUCUUCCGCCAUGUCUACGUGCCAGUCCUGCUGCACAAAGUCACGCGUGCGGUUGUGGUGGUGCUGUUCCUUGCCCUGUUCGGAGUGGGGCUCUAUUACAUGUUCUACAUCACCGUGGGCCUUGACCAGGAACUGACCCUGCCCAAGGACUCAUACCUGCUCGACUACUUCCUCUCUCUGAACCGCUACUUUGAGGUGGGGGCCCCCAUCUACUUUGUCACCACCGCGGGCUAUAACUUCUCCAGCACGGCUGGCAUGAACGGCAUCUGCUCCAGCGCAGGCUGUGACAGCUACUCUUUAACCCAGAAGAUCCAGUACGCCACCGAGUUCCCUGAGCUGUCUUACUUGGCCAUGCCAGCCUCCUCCUGGGUAGAUGACUUCAUCGACUGGCUGACCCCAUCCUCUUGCUGCCGCCUCUACGCCUUUGGCUCCAAUAAGGAUGAAUUCUGUCCCUCAACUAGCAGUUCCUUGAGUUGCUCUAAAAGCUGCAUAGCCUUUACUCUGGGCCCUGUCCGGCCCUCAGUGGAGCAGUUCCACAAGUACCUCCCGUUGUUCCUGAACGACCCGCCCAACAUCAACUGUCCCAAAGGGGGCCUGGCAGCUUACGGUACCUCUGUGAACAUGAGCCUAGACGGUCAGAUUUUGGCCUCCCGAUUCAUGGCCUACCACACGCCCCUGAGGAACUCACAGGAUUACACGGAAGCCCUGCGGGUGUCUCGAGCCCUAGCAGCCAACAUCACUGCCAGCCUGCGGAAGGUCCCGGGGACAGACCCAGCCUUCGAGGUCUUCCCCUACACGAUCAGCAAUGUGUUUUAUGAGCAGUAUCUGAUGGUUGUUCCCGAGGGGCUCUUCAUGCUGGGCCUCUGCCUUGUGCCCACCUUUGCUGUCUGCUGCCUCCUGUUGGGCAUGGACCUCCGCUCUGGCCUCAUCAACCUCUUCUCCAUCGUCAUGAUCCUUGUGGACACUGUUGGCUUCAUGGCGCUUUGGGGCAUCAGCUACAACACUGUGUCCCUCAUCAACCUGGUCUCGGCGGUGGGCAUCUCAGUGGAGUUCGUGUCCCACAUCACCCGCUCCUUUGCCAUCAGCAUCAAGCCCACCCGACUGGAGAGGGCCAAGGAGGCCACCAUUACCAUGGGCAGUGCGGUCUUCGCUGGGGUGGCCAUGACCAACCUGCCCGGCAUCCUGGUCCUGGGCCUUGCCAAGGCCCAGCUCAUCCAGAUCUUCUUCUUCCACCUCAACCUGCUUAUCACCGUCCUGGGCCUGCUACACGGCUUAGUCUUCCUGCCUGUGGUCCUCAGUUACCUGGGGCCUGAUGUCAACCGCGCUUUGGUGCUGGAGCAGAGGCAGGCGGAGGUCGCUGCUACGGCCAAGGAGGCCACAGCCAGGGAAAAUCCCUGCUUGACGUAUCCUUCCGUGACCCACAUGACCAACAAUGUCUACAUCAACGAAGACUUUGAACAUGAUGUCAAAAGUGCCAACGAUGUGGAUAGUUCUUUGUCCAAUAGUAGGCAGGUGCUCUGAUGGAGCCCUUGUCUGGUGCAGCCCCUGUUUAUGGUCCAAGGGCCCUGAACCAAGGGGCUGUGGGUUUCCCUGUGGUGGUCCCUUGACCCCUCCCUCUCCUCAGGGCCUGAGGGUGCUGUGUCCUUGACAGUGUCCGUAGCUUGACUUACCUACAACAUCUGCUCUGCAUCGCUCAGCCCCUGACUGGGGGCCCUGCAGGCAGCCCCCAUUGGCCACUCUGCUCCCAUUGGCAGAGGCUCUGGAGCUCCGAGGAACGGACUCCUGCCUCACUAAGCAUUUGUUCCAGAAUCAUCCAUUUCCUGGCUGCCUACUCCCUCCUUCAAUACUUCUGAUCACUAGGUACCAAUAUGUCCUUUACACAGCCAGUACUUGUGACCAAAGACAGGGUGCCCCACCCCCAGUGUCUGCAGUAGGCGGGGAGCUGCAGGCUUGGGCCAGGGGGCAGUAGGCUGUGGGCCCCAGUGAAUAGUACACGUGCAGGUCUGUAAUCCAUAGUUUUUUUGGCGGGAGUUCUCACACACACUCUGGUCACCAAACUGGCCCUACCUGGAAAUGUCAUUCUGGCUGGUCUCAACUCCUGUGAUUAUUGCUGCCAUGUGGGCAGGCCUCUGCAAGGCGGCGCUUCUUGGGGAUAAGCGGGGCAUCCUGCCGUCUUCCAUCUCACUGUCUGGGGCCCAGAACCUGGGGACAGGUCUCCAUGAGAGAGAGCUCCCCAGAAGCACAGGCUGCAGAGAGGAAGAUGCAUCUUGGCGUGUCUUUGGUGGCUAAUAAUGCUUGUUGAGCAGAAAUGAUGUUUUCUAUCACACGUCCUAUUCUGGCUGCCUUGAGUUUAAAAUAAUGUAUGUAAAUUACACAAAUAAUACAUGUGUGGGAAGGUGAUUUGUUGAGAUGUUAGUUUGUGUUUUCUCCAUUUUCUUCUCUCCCUUUUCAAGCAAGCAGCCAGGCCAUUGUGUGCUCUUGCCACAGAAGUGCCUUUGAGGAGGGGAGGGGCGUGUAAUUUCUCCCAAAGCAGGAAGGGUAUGGAGUGUGGCGAGCCUGGCCAGGAGUAGGACUCAAAGUUUCUCCCCUUCUGGGAACAGUCUGUGAAGUUGGAAGUACCUGGAAGAUGCUAGUCCAGUGGUACAUUCAGGCAGGGAGGAACCUUGUCUUAGUCAUCUAGUGCUGCCCUAACAGAAAUCCCACAAGUGGAUGGCUUUAACAAAAAGAAAUUAAUUUUCUCACAGUCUAGUAGGUUACAAGUCCAAAUUCAGGGCGUCGGCUCCAGGGGAAGGCUUUCUGUCUCUGUCAGCUCUGGAGGAAGGUCCUUGUCCUCAAUCUUCCCCUGGUCAAGGAUUUUCUCAGGUGCAGGGACCCUGUGUCCAAAGGAUGCACUCUGUUGGUGCUGCUUUCUUGGUGGUAUGAGGUCCCCAACACUCUGCUUGCUUCCCUUUCCUUUUAUCUCUUGAGAGAUAAAAGGUGGUGCAGGCCACACCCCAGGGAAAACUCCCUUUACCUUGGAUCAGGGAGGUGACCUGAGUAAGGGUGGUGUUACAAUCCCACCCUAAUCCUAUCAACAUAAAAUUACAAUCACAAAAUGGAGGACAACCACACAAUUCUGGGAAUCAUGUCCUAACCAAGUUGAUACACACAUUUUUGGGGGACAUAAUUCAAUCCAUGACAAACCUCAUGUAUGCAAACUUUAGCUUCAGGAAGAUCCUGUGCUGGGACAGUGGAUGCAGGUCUCCAGAGCCCAUUCCGGACCGCCUACUGAGAGCUCUCUACUCCUUCUCUGGGCUCUAGCACUUGCACAAAUGGGGCUUGGCUGAAGAGCUGCUGUGGCUUCAUACAGCUCAAAGGGCCUGUCAGCAUGUGAAAAGAGGAGGAGUAAGCGUGAAGGAAGGGAGCCAACAUCUCUAGAACAUCUGUUCUAUAUUACCUGGUUUGUCUUCUCUAGUCUUCUCAAGAGCCUUGUGUGCCAGGUGUUGUUAGCCCACCUUUGGGGAGGGGCACUGCACAGCCAGGAUGUACAGGGGUGUGGUAAAUGGGAGGGUUAAUGGGGACUAAAGGCUGAGGAGAAAUUGCACAAAUCACCCUGUUAAAAACUCCACAGGUGCAGAGAUAGACAGGUGAUCUCAGUAGCAAAAUAGCUUCUGAUAAAAGUCACAUUUCAAAUCAGGAGAAAGGAUAGACAAUGCAACUGGUUAAUCAUUUGGAUCAAAAUAAAGUUAUAUCUCUCUAUCACACCAUACAUAAAAGUAAAAUUACAGAUGGAUUAAGGAGCUCAACCUAAAUAUAAGUAUCAGAGGAGAACAUAGGAGAGUAUAUUAUAAUCUUGGAGUGGGAAAGUUUUCCUAAGCACAAGAUCCAGAAGCCAUAGAGGUAAAGCCUACAGAUUUGACUACAUAAAAAUGUAAAACUUUUGUAAGACAAACAAAAACAAAAUUAUUACAGAAGGUUGAAAGACACAUGAUGAAUUGGGGAAAAUAUUUACAACAUAUUUAACAACCAAGGAUUAAUAUCAGGAAUACACAAAGAGGGGGAAUGGUGGGCUAGCUUAUUGGCCUAAUCCUACCACUGAAAACAACAAAAAUUCUGACUAAAAAUAAGUCUUAGCCAUCAGCUAAUCACCUACAGAACUGAACAAACAUCAUUCUUAAUUGUGAAAUGCUGAAAACUUUCCCCAUAAGACUGGAACUGAGACAAGGAUUCUCACUUCUAUUCAACAUUGUACUGGAGAUUCUAGCCAUUGUAAUAAGGCAAGAAAAAUAAAUCAAGGUUAUAAGAAUUGGAAAUAAAGUGUCAACAUUCAUAGAUGACAUGGCUGUGUAUGUAGAAGAUCCUAGAGAAUAUACAAACUAUUAGAAUUAAUCUAACAAAAGAUGGGUAAGAAAACUACACAAAAAACUACUAAACAGUACUGAGAAAAUUAAUGAUCUAAAUGAAGUCUCUAUACUACAAAGACAAGGAGCCCUGGUGGUGCAGUGGUUAAAGGAAAGGCUGGUGGUUCGAGCCCGCCAGCUGUUCUGCGUAGAUUACUGGCAAUCUGCUUCUGCAUAGAUUACUGCCUUGGAAACCCUAUGGGGCAGUUCUACCCUGUCCUAUAGGGUCUCUGUGAGUCAAAUCAACUCGAUGGCAAUGUGUUUGUUUUUUUUUUUUAAUACUACAAAAAUGUCAAUUCUCUCCAAAUUUAUCUCUAGAUUCAUUGUAAUUCCAGUCAUAGUAUCAGCAGAUAUUUUUUGUGUGCGUGUGUAAACUGACAAGCUAACUAAAAAAUUUAUAUGGAACCACAAUAGGCCAAAAUUAAACAAGAUAUAAUCUUGAAGAAAAAAGAAGCUGGAGGACUUAUACGACCAGAAAUCAGAAUAUUAUAAAGCUAUAGAAAUAAAGGUAGUGUGGUUUUGGCUUUGUGCCAAACCCACUGCUGUCGAGUCGAUUCUGACUUGUAGCGACCCUAUACGGCAGAGUAGAACUGCCCCCAUAGAGUUUCCAAGGAGCGCCUGGCAGAUUCAAACUGUUGACCUCUUGGGUAGCAGCUGUAGUACUUAACCACUAUGCCACCAGGGUUUCCUCUGGCACAAAGAAGAACAAAUAAAAAUAAAUGAAAAGAAUAGAAAGUCCAGAAACAAGUCACACCUAUAAAGACACACAAUUUAUGACAGAAGUGGCAUGCAGAGCAUUGGAAACAUGGUCUUUUUAACACGUGAUACUGAACCAAUUGGGUAUCCAUCUAGAUUUGCCUAGACGUCACCUUGAGGACUAAGGUGCACUUGACCCAAGCCAUGGUACUUUCAAUUGCCUCAUAUGCAUGCCAGAGUUGGACAAUGAAUAAGGAAGACUGAAGAAGAGUUGAUGCCUCGGAAUUAUGGUACUGGCGAAGGAUACUGAAUAUACCAUGGACUGCCAGAAGAACAAACAAAUCUGUCUGGGAAGAAGUACAGCCAGAAUGCUCCUUAGGAGUGAGGAUGGCGAGACUCCGUCUUACGUACUUUGGACAUGUCAUCAGAAGGGACGAGUUUGGACGUCAUGCUUGGUAAAGUAGAGGAAAAAGAGGAAAACGCUCAAUGAGAUGGACUGACACCCUGGGUGCAAAAAUGGGCUCAGAUAGCAACAAUUCUGAGGAGGGUGCAGAACUGGGCAGUAUUUUAUUCUGUUGUACGUAGGGUCCCUAUGAGUCAGAACAACAACAUAAAAAUAAAAAUUAUCCUACUUUACACCUUACACAAAAAUCAAAUCCUGAUAGAUGGUAGAUCUAAAUGUGAAAGAUAAAACGAUAAAG
Loxodonta africana (African savanna elephant) is the source of this 12075-nucleotide messenger RNA. RefSeq names its product probable ATP-dependent RNA helicase DDX56. Gene Ontology annotation, cellular component: plasma membrane. The coding region runs from base 3540 to 7820 and encodes 1426 amino acids. Gene Ontology annotation, molecular function: lipid carrier activity; nucleic acid binding; ATP binding. The record is from RefSeq and is a predicted model, not a curated record. Gene Ontology annotation, biological process: cholesterol homeostasis; intestinal cholesterol absorption. The transcript has 19 exons. Lineage: Eukaryota; Metazoa; Chordata; Mammalia; Proboscidea; Elephantidae.